Messenger RNA from Chrysoperla carnea, 1515 nucleotides. RefSeq lists its product as uncharacterized. The coding region runs from base 1 to 1515 and encodes 504 amino acids. The record is from RefSeq and is a predicted model, not a curated record. NCBI's taxonomy places the organism in Eukaryota, Metazoa, Arthropoda, Insecta, Neuroptera, Chrysopidae. The transcript has 12 exons. Gene Ontology annotation, molecular function: protein binding.
AUGUGUCCAAAUUCUGCUAAAGAAGCAAAAACUGCCUAUAUUUUUUCAGCAAAUUCUGCUUUACAAAAAUUAUUUAAACAGAAAACAACAUUUUCACGUUUCUUACGUGGUUUGAAGACAUCACAUCGAAAAGAAAAACAUGGUGGAAGUUCCCCUCGACAUGGUCGGGCCACACGAGGAAUCCCCCAGCGGGUAGAUACACCUGACAGUGUCUUGCAAGCUGGUGGUGGAGGUUCAACAUUUGGACAUGAUUUAGGCCAACAUACAAUACUUCGAUCAAUGGUUGAUCCAAGAGACUAUGAUCGUCUUAGAUAUUUUCAAAUGAAUGGUGGUGCAUCGAAUAGUUUCGAAGAGACGAUACAUCGUCUUAAAGUUCAAGAAGCUUUAAAGAAAAAGGAAAAAUUUAAUCGCGAGCAUGAAGAGAUUUUGCGAGAUAUUCGUCAAGGACUUCUACAGUUUGGAAAAGAAGGUGUUCGUGGACCAUUAUCAGGAGAUGAUACUUACAUGUAUGAUGAAGAUGUUAGAGUAUUGGCACCAGGUGGUACUGAUCGAGGUCAUUGGUACGAUGAACCACCAUACGAGAGUGAUCCUGAAGACUUUUUAAUGGGUGCCAAUGCACCAGGUGUGCCAACUGCUACGAUUCAAAAUGGUCGAGUAUGUUUUACAUUGAAUUUGCGACAGGAACAGCGUGGAGAAGGUAUUAUUUCAUUACCGAGUGCUGGUGAUAUUUCGUUACCAAGGGAUACACCAAGUAACGGAACUCCUAGAAGAGGCUUAAUUUUACCACCAUCUGGACCGUAUCCAACUACGAUCAUUCCAUUGAGAUCAGCAAGAGAUAGAGAAAGUGGAGACUACGCAGGUUCAGAUGUUCAGAGUGUUAGUUCAAGGUUAUCAACGAUAUCGGUAGAAACGAGUCGAUCAGAGCAACAAGAUGCGAUAUCGCCACAAUACGUAACACAUAAUAAUGCAGGUGGUAAAGGACGACCGUUUCGUAAGAUGUUAGGAUAUACACCUCGGAGUGAAGAUGGUUUAUCACCCAGCCAUAGUUCUGAUUACGAGGAUCAAGAAGAAUUUGAUAAUAUUUCACAACAAAUAGCUACUGUUCAUAUGUCUAAUGAUGGCAGAGUAGCAGGCGUGGCAGGGUUAGUUGGACGAGUUAGAGGUCUUCGACAAGAUGUUCAACGGAAAAUCACUCGAUUGCGCAAUGAAAAUACGGAACAGCAGAGGCGAAAUGAACAAGCAUUUGCAUGUUCGGCAAGUUCAGUUGAAAGUCUUCCUAGUGGAUCUGGGUCAAGUACACAAGCUUUGGUUCGCGCAGGUAGCAAUCAUAGUUCAAUUUCAGCUGAAGAUCGAGAAUCUAGUCCAACACACUUAGACCAAAUUGUUGGCAGAGCUCGUGCAUUGGUCGACUAUACGCCAAGUCCGUAUGAUAAGGAAGGUUUAAGAUUUAAGAAGGGAGACAUAAUAGAUAUAUUAUCAAUGAACGCUACUGGAUUAUGGAAGGCGAUCAGUUAG